GUUUUUGUAUGCUGCAAAUAUACACUGAGGAGGUGCCACGUAUGAAAUAUCUACCCUGAGGGAAUGGUGAGCAGCCAGGGAUUUCUACUGCAUCCAAUUACUUUCAAUGUCUGCUGGAGAGAGAAUGAUUAGAUGCUAAAGAGACGAUUUUUACCUGGAAGAAGUUGACAUGUCAGUCUGAUCCAGAUGCACAAAAAAAGGAAAGAGGACAUCGCUGAUCAGAAAUGAUGUUACCUAUGGACACAGUUCUUAAGUUAUUGCCUCUGAAUCAUGAAGAUCGUGGAACACAGAGAUGCAGGCUAGGACCCAAAGCAAUGUCUGAACUGGGAGUUAAGGUUGGGUUCCCACUUCUAAUAUCCUUACCCAGUGGCAGCUGCUUGUGCACUGCUUGGCCGAGAAGAGAUCUGUCUGAUGGCUUUCUACAAGCUGAUGUCCUGUGUGCCACCUCACCUGAACCCUCAAUAGAAUAUAAGGAUGCUGUUACUUUAUGUCACCUAAAAAAACUAAAUUCUGUCAGGUUAAAAAAAGUGAAUGUGAAAAUUGUACUAAAAAAUGUGGAAGAAAAACUAAAAGUAUCAGCAACAAUUCUGCCGGAAGUUGUCAGAGACUUCAUAAGAAAUGUAUAUGUCUUACCUGGAUAUGUGGUAACCAUUCCAGAGGACUCACCAGUUGUAAAUAUAGAAAUUUUAGAUAUGGACCCAAUAUCAGAAGGAGCAGGAUUAAUAAUGGCAAAAACAAGUGUUCACAUUAAAGAGACAACCACACUGGAGUGGUACCAGAAAAUAGCAGACAAUACCUCUCGGGUGGCUGGAAUGGAUGACAUAUGUACAGCACUAAAAGAAAUUCUUAGUUUACCUUUCCUCUACCCACAGACAAUAGCAAAGUUAGGCCUUGCUUGUCCGAAAGGUCUUCUCUUAGUUGGGCCACCGGGAGUUGGUAAAACACUUUUGGUAAAAGCUGUUGCAAGACAAGUAGGUGCCUAUCUUCUAAGCCUGAAUGGGCCAGUAAUUCAUGGAUCAAGACCUGGAGAAGCUGAGGAGAAUUUGCGGAAGAUUUUUGAUAAGGCCAGAAAUGUUUCUCGUAGUGGUCCUUGUAUCCUUUUUAUUGAUGAGAUUGAUUCUUUGUGUCCUAAGCGAGGGCACAGUAAUGCCCCUGAAAACCGAAUUGUUGCCCAAUUAUUGACACUCAUGGAUGGGAUCCACAGUGACAACAAGAUGGUUAUUGUUGCUGCUACAAACCAGCCAGACGUCAUAGACUCAGCACUCAGGCGACCUGGGAGGUUCGAUAGAGAGAUCAUUAUUGGGACCCCUACAGUAAGUCAAAGAAAGGCCAUUCUGGAGGUACUGACGUCAAACGUUCCUAUACACAGCGACGUGGACCUAGAUGCUUUGGCUGAUAUGACGGUGGGUUAUGUAGGAGCUGAUCUUACUGCCCUCUGCAGAGAUGCUGCUAUGCAAGUGGUACUCCAGGCCCAGCAGGAUUGUCAACUAAAUCAAGUAAAAAGAGAACAUUUCUUGGAAGCUUUCAAAAAAAUUCGACCCACUUCUGUGCGGAGUGCUGUUGGACAGGUGGAGUUUAAGCCAGUAUUCUGGGAACAGAUUGGUGGCCUAGAAGAUAUUAAACUUUUAUUAAAACAGUGCAUUGAGUGGCCCAUGAAGUAUCCUGAUGCUUUCAUGAGGAUGGGAUUAACCUUGCCCAAAGGAGUUCUACUGUAUGGGCCUCCUGGAUGUGCCAAAACCACACUGGUGAAAGCUGUAGCUACCAGCUGCCAUUGCUCUUUUUUCUCCAUUAGUGGUGCCGAUCUUUUCUCACCGUAUGUGGGGGACUCUGAGAAGACUUUGGCACAGCUUUUUAGACAAGCUAGAGCAAGCACUCCAGCCAUUGUGUUUUUGGAUGAGAUUGAUGCAAUUGUGGGGUAUCGCACAGAAAGCAGAACAGGUUCUGGUGUCCAAGAGAGAGUUCUGUCUGUUCUACUUAAUGAACUGGAUGGUGUUGGGCUCAAGGUUACUGAACGCAGAGGCAGACAAGUACUGCUGGAGGGUGAUCACGGGCAUUUUCACGAUGAAGAGCUGGAGUUUAAAGAAGUUUUAAAUAAAUCAGUGAUGAUUGUUGCAGCAACAAACAGACCAGAUGUCUUAGACGACGCUUUGCUGCGGCCUGGGCGACUGGACAAACUCCUCUACAUACCACCACCUGAUGAGAAGGCCCGUUUAUCCAUACUACACAUAUGUACCCGUAGUAUGCCACUUUUUAAUGAUGUAAGUCUGGAGAGCCUAGCAUCAUCUACUGAAUUCUACUCUGGAGCUGAUCUUCAGAAUCUCUGUAAAGAGGCUGCCUUAAUUGCAUUACAUGCAAGUGGAUUACAGGCUACAUGUGUGAAUAAAGAACAUUUCCAACAUGCAUUAGCAUCCCAAGCCCCAACCCUGAAUGCUAAUGACCUCCGUGCCUUUCAAAAACUACGUGGCCAUACAGGAAUCCUGUAGUGAUACAUGUAAUGUCCAUGAAUUCCAUGUAAUAAAUAUUUUAUUAUAACACACUUUAUUGUGAAACUUCUGUACCAUCCUUAUUAUUACAGAAACAAGGUAAGUAAUUUCAGUACAAAUGUCAGAAUUAUUAUAUAGCAAAUCUGUUGAAAGAGGAAGAACAUUUAUCAGUAAUGACUGAUAUAAUCCAUCAUCAGAAACACAUCAGCAAUUCUCUUGUUUUAUCUACAUUGUCAAUGACUUCAUACACGUGUUCAGUGCAUACAGGCUUUGUAUUUAGAAAAACAAUGACCGAUCAGUAUAUCUAUAUACAGCUCUUCCACAGCAGUAAUACUCCUAUGUAGAAACUCAGCAUUUAGUACAAUUCUCUUAUAAAAUAUGGCUUGAUGAAUAUUAUAGGCCUCAUUCAAAGUGUACCCCCAUAAUAAACAAUUUCCCAGUAAUAGCAAAAUUAAAGGAACUUUUUGAUAACUUACUGCUUCCUCCUCCACUCAUCAGAUUCCUCUUCUUUUCUUCCCACAUGCUCUGAUCACUCACUUCACUGAUGAAUUCACUAAUAAAAAUCACUUCAUAUAAGGGAAACAGAUAUUCAGCUCUGCUAACAGACCAGGUUACAUGCUGUCCAUAGAAGUCUAUAAAGGAGGGAGUCAAAUGCAUAGAAGCAGCCGCAGUAUGGAGGACUUUAUACAGCCUUAACAUGUAUCACUGUGAGUCCAGCACUGGGGUAAAACACUAGAAGCAGCUGUGUGCAGGGUGAAGCAAUUUCUUUGCUUCCACUGUUGAUCUAUGGGAAGUGGCUUAAAUAUGGGGUACACUUUACAAGAGAAGAGGAGCCUGCUGUAAUAAUGUGACACAGGUACACUCUUAAUACACUGCUCAAAAAAGUAAAGGGAACACUUACACAACACAAUGUAACUCCAAGUCAAUCACACUUCUGUGAAAUCACACUGUCCACUCAGGAAGCAACACUGAUUGACAAUCAAUUUCACAUGCUGUUGUGCAAAUGGAACAGAAAUUAUAGGCAAUUAGCAAGACACCCC
This is a messenger RNA of Hyla sarda, 3523 nucleotides long. It is a transcript of the gene AFG2B, whose product is annotated as AFG2 AAA ATPase homolog B. The transcript is spliced from 10 exons. NCBI's taxonomy places the organism in Eukaryota, Metazoa, Chordata, Amphibia, Anura, Hylidae. The record is from RefSeq and is a predicted model, not a curated record. Gene Ontology annotation, molecular function: ATP binding; ATP hydrolysis activity. The coding region runs from base 225 to 2483 and encodes 752 amino acids.